This is a messenger RNA of Chelonoidis abingdonii (Abingdon island giant tortoise), 3015 nucleotides long. It is a transcript of the gene DPP4, whose product is annotated as dipeptidyl peptidase 4. Gene Ontology annotation, cellular component: plasma membrane. NCBI's taxonomy places the organism in Eukaryota, Metazoa, Chordata, Testudines, Testudinidae. Gene Ontology annotation, molecular function: dipeptidyl-peptidase activity; serine-type endopeptidase activity. Gene Ontology annotation, biological process: proteolysis. The record is from RefSeq and is a predicted model, not a curated record.
CAAGCAGCUAGCUAGAGGUCCGGUCCCGUGCCGUCCCCCGCGGGGCGGCCCCGGGACUGAGCCGCCGCCGCCCUUGCGCCGCUCUAAUGUUUAACUAGGCGCUGGGGAGCCGGGAGUUCGCCGCCUGUGCCAGAGAGGAAGACGCUUCGCUUCUUCUGUCGCUCGCAGGCGCACAGGGAGGAUCCGCUUCCCGCAGCUCCCAGUUAUGAAGACAGUAGUGAAGUAUCUGUUGGGAUUGCUUGCAAUUGCAGUGAUUGUUAUUGCCAUAGCUGUUCCUGUAGCUUUACUGACAAAAAGUACCACGUCUGACCCGCAUAGAACAUUUACCUUACAGGAUUAUUUAGAUGGUGACAUUAGAUACAAAACAUAUAAUUUACAAUGGAUUUCAGGAAAUCAAUACCUGCACAAAACCGCUGACAACGACAUUGUGCGUGUAAAUGCUGAGGAUCAAGCAAUCUCAGAAGUUCUGAAAAAUAGCACAUUAGCCACAUAUGGAGCAACCACAGCUAUAUUAUCUCCUGACCAAAAAUUUGCUCUUCUUCAAUACAACUAUGUGAAGCUCUGGAGGCAUUCAUACACGGCUUCAUACCACAUCUAUGAUUUAAAUUCAAGUUCCUUAGUAACUGAUAAUCUACUGCCUAAUGAUACCCAGUACAUAUCCUGGUCACCUGUUGGUCACAAACUGGCAUAUGUUUGGAAUAAUAACAUUUACAUCAAAGAAUCACCAGGUGUGUCAAGUGUGCAGAUCACCUCAAAUGGAGAAGAAAAUAAAAUUUUUAAUGGAAUAGCUGACUGGGUGUAUGAAGAGGAAAUGUUCGGCACCCAUUCUGCUCUGUGGUGGUCUCCAAAUGCCAGUUUUCUAGCAUAUGCAGAGUUUAAUGAUUCAGAAGUUCCUGUUAUGGAGUAUUCCUUUUAUGCAGAAGACACGCUGCAGUAUCCAAAGACCAUUAGACUCCCAUAUCCCAAGGCAGGAGCUGCAAAUCCUACUGUAAGAUUAUUUGUUGUGAAUACCCAAUCUCUUCCCACUGUGAAUUCCAGUGAAAUUAUUGCGCCAGCUAGUAUAAUAUCAGGGGAUCACUAUUUGAGUGUUGUAACAUGGGUAACAGACGAAAGGCUCUGUCUGCAGUGGCUCAGAAGGAUUCAGAAUUUUUCAGUCCUUGUGAUCUGUGACUUUACAAGAGAGGAUGGAAUGUGGCAAUGUCCAGAGGGCCAACAACAUACAGAAGAAAGUAAAACUGGCUGGAUCGGCACAUUUCAGCCUUCUGACCCUUACUUUGCAUCUGAUAAUAUUAGCUACUACAAAAUUUUAAGCAAUACAGAGGGCUUCAAACACAUUCACUAUAUCAACAGCACAGGGAGCAAAAUACCUAUUACACAUGGAAAUUGGGAAGUAAUCAGCAUAGAAGCUGUAACCAAUGACUUUAUAUACUACAUCAGUAAUGAAUUUGGUGGAAAGCCAGGAGGAAGAAACCUUUAUAAAGUGUCGGUUGGAAAUGGUCCUACCACACCUAAGUGCUUGAGCUGUGAUCUGGACAAAGACAGAUGUCAGUAUUAUUCUGCAUCCUUCAGCAAUGAUGCACAGUAUUAUCUGCUGAAUUGUUAUGGUCCCGGCCUGCCCACUUCUAUGCUGUCCAGAAGUAGUGACGAUCAUGUCAUCAGAAUUCUGGAAAACAACACAGACUUGGACAGUAUGUUGAAGGAUAUUCAAAUGCCUUCCAAAAAAGUUGACACCAUUAGUCUGAAUGGAUACACAUUGUGGUAUCAGAUGAUCUUACCUCCCCAUUUUGAUUCAUUGAAGAAGUACCCUCUGCUCCUUGAUGUCUAUGCAGGACCCUGCAGUCAGAAAGCAGAUUAUGCCUUCCGUAUCAAUUGGGCUACAUACCUUGCAAGCACAGAACAAAUCAUUGUGGCUAGCUUUGAUGGCAGAGGAAGUGGCUACCAAGGAGAUGAAAUUAUGCAUGCAAUAAAUCGAAGACUGGGAACAUAUGAAGUAGAGGAUCAAAUCUCAGCAGCUAGAAAAUUUUCUGAAAUGAACUUUGUCGAUAAGAACAGAAUAGCUAUUUGGGGCUGGUCUUAUGGGGGGUAUGUGACCUCCAUGGUGCUUGGAUCUGGAAGUAAAGUGUUCAAGUGUGGAAUAGCUGUAGCCCCAGUGUCACGCUGGCAAUAUUAUGAUUCAAUAUAUACAGAGCGUUACAUGGGUCUUCCUGUAGCAAGUGAUAAUCUGAAAAACUAUGAGAGUUCAACAGUCAUGGCCAAAGCUGAAAAUUUCAAAGAAGUUGAGUAUCUCCUUAUUCACGGAACAGCAGAUGAUAACGUUCACUUUCAGCAAGCAGCACAGAUCUCCAAAGCUCUUGUUGAUGCCGAGGUGGAUUUCCAAGCAAUGUGGUAUACGGACAAAGACCAUGGCAUUGGAGGACAGGCACACAACCAUAUUUACACCCAUAUGAGCCGUUUCAUAAAGCAGUGUUUCUCAUUGCCCUAGCACCAAAACAGCAUUUCAUACCAUACUGGGAUUUCUUUAUCACCUUGUUAAUAAUGGCACUUUUCCAGUAGAUUCUCUCAUCUAAACUUGCACUGAGCCAGUAUAACUAUUUUUGAGACCAUCUGAAAACUGUUAUUUAAACCUUUAAUGACCAUGUACACAUCAUGUCAAUUUUUAUGACAAAGAUGCGAUAGUUGCUUGGCAACAGAGAUUAUUUAAAUUUGUUUUAAAUCAGGUUUUAGCAGCACAAGAAUGUUUACAUGUCAUUCGCCAAAUUUCCUUUUUUAAAGUGUGGUGUUUCAAUCAAUACCUUUUCAUACUUGCUAAUUUCACUGUAAAAUGGAAAUGUACAUAUCUGGUCUACUUCUUGCUGAUAUUGAUAAAUUACUCACAUUUCACAGAGUUGUUAGCUGAAUAGAGGCAGAAGAUUGGGGGUCUGGAAUAGAAAGGAAGUGUACCGUAGAACAUUAUAACUAGGUUUGGCAGAAUUUGAUUUUUAUCAUUUAUCUAUUUAACCAUUUUUCUAUUUUUAU